Molecule: messenger RNA, 1389 nt
Organism: Eimeria necatrix
Lineage: Eukaryota; Apicomplexa; Conoidasida; Eucoccidiorida; Eimeriidae
Exons: 2
Coding region: 1-1389 (462 amino acids)
Source: RefSeq, a predicted model, not a curated record
AUGAGCACGGCUUCGGGUACAAGGGCUUCGCAGCAGCUGCAGCUGUCUCUGCAGCAAGGGGAGCAGCAGCAGCUGCAGCAGCGGGAGCAGCAGCAGCAGCAGCAGCUUGAUAGCUUUCUCCGCAGCAGACAGAACUGCAGCACGGCGUUGAGACAGCAGCUGUACCUAAGUGGGCAGCAGCAGCAGCAGCAGCAGCAGUUCUGCUGCUGCAGCGCUGUAGCACCUGCCUUGCUGCCUGUGGGGCCCGGAGUGUCCCUUUUUUUGCGAUAUCCUUUUCAGUUGUGGCAGCAGCAGCAGCAGCAGUUGCUGCUGAGGCCAAGGGCGCCUGCAGCAGCAGCAGCAGCAGCAGCAGCAGCAGCAGCAGAUGACAAGGAGCUGUGCUGCUUCCCCGAGUCCCCCACGCCGUGCCCCGCCGUUUCUCAGCCUGAUUCAUCGGCUUUGGCUUCAGCAGCAGCAGCAGCAGCAGCAGCAGCAGUAGCAGUAGCAGCAAUGCCAGCUGCGCUGCAGCAGCAGCAUGGGCAAGCAGCAGCAGCGGCUGCAGCACCAGCGGCCGCGCAGCAGCAGCUGCAGCUGCAGCUGAACCUGCAGCGGGAGCUGGGAGGCGUGCAGCAGCUGCAGCAGCUGCAGCAGCUGCAGCAGCUGCAGCAGCUGCAUCUGCAGCGCGAGAAAGACCUGAAGAAGCAGCAAGAGCAGCAGCAGCAGCACGGGCAGCAGCAGCAGCAGCAGCAGGAAGGGGACCGGUACAUACUGCACCUGGAACCUGGCGCUGGCAGCAAACUGCAGCAGCAGCUAGCCUCGCUAAGAGCUGCUGCUGCUGCUGCUUUUGGCUGCGAUGAUUCCUUUUGUUAUUUGCUGCACUGUUCUGUCUCGGGCUACUUCAGGUGUACAGACAUCGCAGCAGUGGAGGCUCACGUUGCUGCAGCAGUCAAGCAGCUGCAGCAGGAGCAGCAGCAGCAGCAGCACGGCCAGCAGCAGCAGCAGCAGCAGCAGCAGCAGCAGCAGGAAGGGGGGCCGCGGGGUGAGGGGACGCCGCGGGCCCUGGCCACCGAUGAUGGCCAUGUGCUGCUGCCGCUGCAGUGUCCUGUGCUGCUGCCGCUGGUGCAGCAGCUGCAGCAGCAGCUGCAGCAGCAGCAGCUUUGCUGCUUGCGCCUGAAGCAAAUGGACCACAUUACCUUAGCAGCAGCAAGAGAAGACCCCAAAGUGAGACGCACCAUACAGGACUUCUACAACAGAGGACUGAGCAAGGAAGAAGUGGGGGGGGGCCCCUGGGACUUGGUUUUGUACCGGCUGGUUCACUUCAGCAGCAGCUUUGCUGCUGGGGGGCCCCACAGAUUCUGUCAAGUGCAGCGGUACCCUGGAGCUGCUUCUGGAUUUGUUUCUUUUGUGUGA